UAUCAGUCAAAGAUCAUGGGCGGGAAUCAAGAAGCAGUCCUUAGUUCGGGAGAGAAGAUCCCAUUGCUAGCCAUGGGAACAGCAACCGCAGCAAUCCCUGAUGAUCUCGUGUCCACCUUCAUCCAGGCUAUCGAUCUUGGCUACAGGCACUUCGACACGGCUGCAGUGUAUGGGACAGAACGGCACCUCGGCGAAGCCAUAGCAGAAGCGGUCCGACGUGGCAUCAUCAAGACCCGUGGCGAGCUCUUCAUCACCUCCAAGCUAUGGUGCAACAAUGCACACCACGACCGGGUCCUUCCAGCGCUUAAGAAAACCUUAGAGAAUCUAGGGUUGGAGUACCUUGAUCUCUAUCUCAUUCAUUGGCCAGCGAGCUUAAAGCCAGGGGAAUGUAGACUUCCCUUCAGCAAGGACGACCUUGUCCCCAUGGAUUUCAAAUCCGUGUGGGAAGCAAUGGAGGAGUGUCAAAAGCUGGGCCUCACAAAAUCCAUCGGAGUCAGCAACUUCUCUUCAAAGAAGAUAUUGCAACUGAUGGCCCACGCCAAGAUACCUCCAGCCGUGAAUCAGGUGGAAAUGAACCCAACAUGGCAGCAAAGCAAGCUUAGAGAAUUCUGCAAGGAGCAUGGAGUUCACUUGAGUGCAUGGUCUCCGCUCGGGGCGAAUGGAGCCCCCUGGGGAUCGCUUGCAGUAAUGGAGAGUCCAAUCCUUAAACAAAUUGCAAGUACUAGAGGAAAAACCAUUGCUCAGGUUUCUCUAAGGUGGUUGCAUGAGCAAGGAGUGAGUGUGGUGGUGAAAAGCUUCAACAAGGAGAGAAUGAAAGAGAACCUUCAGAUCUUCGAUUGGGAAUUGAGUGAGCAAGAUUUGCAAGAAAUCAGUCAGAUUUCACAGCGUAGGGGACUUUCGGGAGAAUUCUUCGUUUCUCCAGGUGGGCCAUUCAAAACAAUAGAGGAGCUAUGGGACGGAGAGGAAUAACGUAACUCUAUCUAUUG
This is a messenger RNA of Magnolia sinica, 986 nucleotides long. Its product is annotated as non-functional NADPH-dependent codeinone reductase 2-like. Gene Ontology annotation, cellular component: cytosol. Gene Ontology annotation, molecular function: aldose reductase (NADPH) activity. The transcript is spliced from 4 exons. Lineage: Eukaryota; Viridiplantae; Streptophyta; Magnoliopsida; Magnoliales; Magnoliaceae. The record is from RefSeq and is a predicted model, not a curated record. Bases 16 to 969 code for a protein of 317 amino acids.